Ipomoea nil (Japanese morning glory) is the source of this 924-nucleotide messenger RNA. RefSeq names its product protein FAR1-RELATED SEQUENCE 5-like. The coding region runs from base 1 to 924 and encodes 307 amino acids. Gene Ontology annotation, biological process: regulation of DNA-templated transcription. NCBI's taxonomy places the organism in Eukaryota, Viridiplantae, Streptophyta, Magnoliopsida, Solanales, Convolvulaceae. The transcript is spliced from 3 exons. The record is from RefSeq and is a predicted model, not a curated record.
AUGAGGUCUAGUUCCCUCACUACAGCACGCGACGAGACGAAAAUUCAAAAGCAAAUCGUUUGCAAUAGAGAGGGAUUUAAGCAUACGGGUGCUCAACAUUGUCACUCAAAACCAACUGCAGAUGCAGGGGAAGGUCCUUCGCAUCCAAAGCGGCAGAGGGUUUCAAAUAGAACUGGUUGCAGAGCUAGGAUUAUUUUUAAGUACAUUGGAGCAGCUGGAUACCAAGUUAAGACAUUUAUUGAACAACACAAUCACAACAUGUCUUCUGUUCUUGCAAGGCAGUUCCUAAAGGGAAAUAGAAACAUCUCCAGUGUUCAUCAGAAGUUUAUACUAGAUUGUGCUAAGGCAAAUAUUGGAGCAUCAAAAUCACACGGUUUAUACAUUCAGAUUGUGGGGGAUUGCUCUGAAGUUGGGGCAACUGUAGUGGACUUUAAAAAUGUCAGAAGGGAUCUCAGAGCAUACAUAUUGGGUGCUUAUGCACAAAUACUCGUGCAUAAUCUUAUUAAAAAACAAGAGAUGUGCCCUGCAUUUGCUUUUGACUACGAAGUUGAUGAAGAUGAGCAGAUGAGUAGACUGUUUUGGGCAGAUCCAAUGUCAAAAAAGAAUUUUGCUGCAUUUGGAGAUGUUGUCUCUUUUGAUGCCACAUAUUCAACCAACAGGUACGAUCUGGCAAUGGGUAUGGAACCAAGAAUAAUUGUCACUAAUCAAGAUCCAGCUAUGAAAGUGGCGAUUCCAAGAGUUUUCAAGCAAGCCAGGCAUCGCUACUGCAUGUGGCACAUUAUGUGUAAAGUUGGGGAAAAGGCGGGUCCUACGUUGAACAAGAAUGAGGAGUUCAAGAACAAACUGAACUCAAUCAUUUGGACAUCAUGUUUGGAACCUCCUGAUUUUGAGAAACGAGAGAGCUCAUGGAAAAGUACAACUUAG